Molecule: messenger RNA, 2040 nt
Organism: Filobasidium floriforme
Lineage: Eukaryota; Fungi; Basidiomycota; Tremellomycetes; Filobasidiales; Filobasidiaceae
Exons: 9
Coding region: 93-1979 (628 amino acids)
Biological process (GO): translational initiation
Cellular component (GO): eukaryotic translation initiation factor 4F complex
Molecular function (GO): translation initiation factor activity; RNA 7-methylguanosine cap binding
Source: RefSeq, a predicted model, not a curated record
UACGAACCUUCAAUCUAGUUAGAGUCUGAGGGAGACCGAGUCUGGCUGAAUAUAGUGAAAGUCCCCCGUUAGCCUCUUGUCAAGCGGUCACCAUGUCUGGAAGAUCGGAGAACACCUCGUCGGUGGGCAGCGAUCCAGCAAGACCUCCGUUGAUGGACAGUCCUAUCAAGAGGAACUUUGACAGCAACAUCACCCCGUCGUCCACGCCUCCCCCCCUUCCUCCCAAAGACGCUGGUACCUUGCCUUCCCCUCUAGUCAAAGCGUUCCAGGACGAGAACACCGCUAUACUGCCGGUCUCCAAGCCUGCCAAUGUCUAUCAGCAUGGCAGUAUCGGGAGGAACACUCAACGGUUGAAGAAGCUGCCUUCCUUGCACGAGAUCGGCAAGGUGUACAUCGAGAACGGGGGCUCGCCCGUGAGCAGAUUCAACCCGACAUUUCAAUCACCAUCCGGCACUCUCUCUUCGAAGAAACCUACUCUGGAUAGACUUUUACCGGUAGCUUCAACCCCCUCCCAAUCGAACCACAAAGAGGCCGACAAGCUGUCCAAGACUCUCAGCCCAUACACCGCCGACCUUUCCGCAGAGAGUCCGAGCAGACUGAAGCUCCCUUUGUCAGCCUUGACCAGGGUGGAUACCUUUGCGGUAUCCGACAAUACUGCGAAAGGAGGUAUGACGAAGACGACUCCCAAUAACGGAGCAAAGGAAAUCGCUGUGCCUGCUCCUAGAGCUGUGAGGCAAACCAUCCAGAUCCCCACGAUCGAUCCGAGCAAGGACGAAACUACCCCUCAUAUCAGCGCUUCCAUGUCUUCGGCUCUCCCCACUCCCCUCAUCACCCCACAAGACGGCAAGAACCUCGGCGUUCCCGAUCAGGUCAAGAUUAUCAAUCGGCUUGGCCCCGGCGAAUCGGUCUCACCCGCCGAUGUGCCUGGAGGAAACUACGUCAAGGGGUACAAGAACGUUCCUAGCUGGAGAGAGGUUGUUGAUAUCAGAAGGGCACAGCAGAGUGGCGAGAAGAGGGCGAAGACCAUGGAAACUCCAGCUCUUGCUCAGACCCCUCAAGCGACUUCGGGCGUAGCCGCUUUGCCUGAGCGAGACGUGAAACACGGAUUACAUCCGCUUCAACAUACCUGGACGCUCUAUCAUGACACAGGCAGACCGAUCACCGACCAAGACAUGUUUGUCUCCCAGAGCGGUACGACCUUGUCGAUGAAGCUAGGGAGGACGAUUGGGGACGAGAAGAAAAACAAGAUCGAGAUGGAGUUCGAAUCGAGGUUAUUGAUCCUGGGAGACUUUCGUACGGUUGAGGACUUCGGCAAGACGUUCGGUCAAACACCAGAUCAGAAGCGCAAUUACCCCUCACAAAUGAACUCCGGAAGCAACCUACAUCUCUUCAAAGACGGUAUUCGACCCAUGUACGAGGACCCAGCCAACAAGCAAGGUGGUCGGUGGACGUUGGUCUUACAGAAUCUCCCAGGACUAUUGGAUCGCGUUUGGCAAAAUCUAGUCUGCGGAAUGAUCGGAGAACAGAUCGACGAGGGAGACGAUAUCUGCGGGGCGGUCAUCUCGAUCAGGCCCAAAGUGCAGAGGAUUCAGGUCUGGGUGAGGAACAAGAACAACUUCGAUACAGUCGAACAGAUCGGUCAGACGCUGCUGCGAGUACUGGACAUUGCCGAACCCAAUGUCGUUACCUCGUUCGAGUUUGCGGGCAACUUGGGUCCGCCUGCUUCCGAUCGUCCUCAUCUGCAGAUCGGCAAGGUGAUCAAGAACGGUCCGAGGCUGGCGCAACCGCAUGGACCACCCGGAGGAUUUGGAGCGGCCUCUCGCGCAUCUUCGCUGAUGGGUAGUGCACCCUCGAGCCGCCGCAAUUCGCCUACUCAGAGCGGUUUCGUGAACCCUUUCGCCGGACCACUCGGAAUGCCCCAGCCUGGAUCGCCCAGGACGAGCUCGCUGAGGUCGGGACGCUCCGGUGGCACCGGAUGAGAGCAGCUUCUUCAUAGUCUCACAUGCUUGAUUACAUGUAUCGUCUGUGUAUAGUCAUCGA